UAUAAAACAUAAAAUAAUGUUUUGAUAUCAUAAUUUGUGAUAGAAUUUUUAAUACUUGAGUUGAAACGAAAAGCGUAUAUUUAAAAAGAAGCAAAUAUAAGUUAGGUAAUGGAAAUACAGUUAUAUCUUAAUACCUUUAGUUUAUAUAAACUGCGCUAAACAUCAUCGGCCUUAUAACACGGUAAUUUUAACUUUAUUCUCAAAAUUUGUAAACAUUAUGAAAUGCGUCAAACGCAAUCGCAUCGCUAUCCACACGUUCUACGCACGUGUGUUAACGUUCUGUUUGGAAGCACAUGGAAAUGCACAUGGAGGGAUCUUUUGCACUAUUUUGAGAUGAAAGGUUUCAGUGAGUUCUUAAAUGCGAGCAACUUUAAUGUAAUCAGUAGCCAUACUUGCUUGCAAAACAUGUCGAGAAAAUUAUGUAAGAAGAUACGAAGCAAAAAUGGAGGAAACGAUCCAUGUGCAAGUUGAAGACCUUGAUAGAGCAUAUCUUCAAUAUCGUAUAAAUCCUGGCUGUUGGGCGUCGGUGUUGCACGCCCGCGAAAGUGUCACAAAAUUGUAACGAUAAUCAUACGUACACUUCAUUUAGUAGCGUGUUCCAUUAACGUUGCGUACGGCCCAGUAAUCUAUUUCUUCGAUAAGAAGUAUAUAUUCAACAAUAUAUUCACAUUCAUGUUCUGCAUAAGCUGGGUGAUUAGUUACGUAUCUGCCUAUUAUUACGUUUAUCAAGGGAUCAAGCAGUACAACAAGUGGUCGAAACUGAUAGACACGAUAAGGGAGUUUGACCAAAAGAUUAGGAUGAAAAUAUCAAUGAAUGACCAGCCAGUAAAAAACGCGGUAAUGCUAGCGAUUCUCGCAAUUUUCGAUUUUUGUGUUUUGUUCAUAUACGUGAUGCAUAACAUUUACUUAGAAGAAUUACGGAUUAAAAGAAAUAAUAACUUAAGUUUACUUCCUGAAAACUUUACGUACCAAUUAAGGUUUACUUUGCAGAGAAUAAGUUUAAGAUGCAAAACAAGUCGUCAAUUUAUGUGCCAGAUUUGCAGCUUUAAUACAUGUUAAUCCAAUCGAUGACCAACAACUUUGUCUUCAUUAUUAUCGUCUACAUUUGUCUGGAAUGUGAAGACUGUGUCAGAAACGAGGUCGCUGAUUUUUCAAAUCAGCUGCAACAGCAUCGCAUAGUAUUUAAGGCCCACAAUUUCUUCGAAAUAAACAAUUCUCUGUUCAGUUAUUUCGUUGGGGUUAUCAUCAGUUAUCUAAUAAUUCUUAUUCAAUUUUAUAAACCAGUUGAUCAUUGCAUAUUCCAAUUGGAUGACUGUCACGUAUUUUGAGGUCACAAAAGUUCUUUGCAUUAACUUUGCAUAGUGUAUUGACGGUAAUAGUUUUUUAAAUGUUGAAAAAGUUGAUAAUUAACAAACUGAAUCUUAUGAAAUAUAUAAAGUGGUGAUUUGAUAUUAAUAUAUUUGUAUUUUUGAUGCUUAACUUGAUACUAAAGAAUAGCGUAUGCAAAAGAAGCGAAUGCAAGUUGAUAAAUGCAAUUUAUUAAUAAAAUUUUAACUAAACACGUUUUGGUUUUCCAUUUGAGUCACCGUCACAAGAUUUUACAAAAGAAGUCCUUACUGGAUCAGAGACGCAGUAUUUUCUGCAAAAAGGAAUGUCAGAAUGUAGCAACUGUGUAAUAAAUAAUAUUAGAAAAUUAUUUUGAAAGUAUCAAAAUGUGUAAGAAUUAACUUGUCCUGUGAUUAAUCUGUACAUGAUUAACGUUUUAUUGUGAGAUCAAAUUACAAUGUGUCUAGCUACUCGUAUUUAUCCGUCGACUUUUGAGAUACAUGUUAUCUAUUCUUUUCGCCUAACUAAUCCAUAAUAAUGACACGCAAUCUAAUAUUGUAGAUUUUGAAAAAGUAUACCUUGUUCUUUAUUCUUCUGUGAUGCAUCAAAAGAAUUUAGAAGAUGCGCUCGUCAGCAUUUUACUUCUGGAAAAACUUCACCCUUUUUUUUACAAAAUACAUUGAAACCUCGUAAUAGAGCACAAUUCGGGGCUCUCUGCCUUAGAACAUGGUAAUUCCCACUUCAAACCGUGAAACACGCCAAACGGAGUUGUGCUGCUAUCCUCAUCUGCCACGCACGUUCAAUAUUACAUAAUGGAAACGCAUAUGGAGGGGGUUUUUCGCGCUAUUUCGAGAUAGUGAAAGGUUUAGUGAAAUCUGUAUCGCGAGGAGCUUUAAUGUAAUCAGUAGCCAUACUCGCUUGCAAAACGUGUCGAUAAGAUUAAGUAAGAAGAUGGAGGAAAAAUGGGGGAGCGAAUAUGAAGGAAAAAGCGAAAAUGGAGGAAAAAGCAAAAAUGAAGGAAAAAGCGAAAAUAGAGGAAAAAGCAAAAUGGAGGAAAAAACGAAAAUGGAGGAAGAGAUCCAUGUGCAAGUUACAGACAAUUCGCCUUCGAUAGAACACAUCUUACGUCCAAUAUCGUACAUCUCCUGGCUCAUGGGAGUUGGUGUUGCACGUCCGCGAAAGUUUCCCAAGGUUAUAACGAUAAUCGUACGUGUCCUUCACUUGAUUGUAUGUUCCAUUCACGUGACAAAGGCAAUAGCUAUCAUCAACUACAAAACUACUCCUACAUCAAACGAUAUAUAUACGUUCAUGUUUUAUACAAACUUGGUGAUUUGCUAUGUGUCGUCAUAUUACUACGUUUGUCACGGGAUCAGUCAGUAUGACAAGUGGCCGGAGCUGAUGGACACAAUGUCGAAGCUUGAUCAAAAGAUCAGGAGAGAAAUAUCGAUAAAUGAUCAACCAAUAGAACGUGUGGAAGCGCUAGCUUUUAUCGCGGGUUUCAUUUGCUGUCUUCCGUUCGUGAUCGUGCACGUCUUCCAUUGUCAUCUUAAAUAUCCAGAGUGUAUUACGUCGUUCGACUUAUUGUUUUACUACAUUUUAGCUCAGUCGUUGAUUAACAGUUCCGUCUUCGACAUUAUCGUCUACGUACUAUAUUCUAGAUUCCAAAUGAUAAAUAAAUUGCUCGGCCAGUUGGAUGAGUCAUUUGAUACGUCAUGGAUCACGCUCAAGAUUAGAUGCAUCAGAGAAUUGCAUAAUGGUACUCGUCUUCUCGUCAUCAUGUUAAACGAUAUUCACGGUUUUCAUCUUCUCCUCUGCUCGGCCAACUGCUUUACUAUGGUCUUGACUACAUUAUUAAGAGUCUACAUAGGCCUCGUGAAAGGAGAAAGUGUUUUCAUGAUAAUACAUGCCAAUAUUCUUUGGGUUUUGUAUGUCGCGCAAUUUGGUUUAAUGUGUUGGAUUUGCACACUCGCGCGUGAAGAAUCACAGAGAACCGGAACAUUUAUAUACGCAUUUGUAUUAAAAUGCAAAAAUCUGUACCUAAACUGUGUCAGAAACGAGGUCAAUGAUUUUGCAAUUCAGCUACAACAUCGAGUUGCAUUUACAGCCUGCAAUUUCUUCGAAAUACACAACGUUUUGUUCACUGGUUUCAUCGCUGUUAUCAUGGCUCAUCUAAUAAUCGUCAUACAAUUUUAUACGCCACCCGAAGAGUCACUUGAUUACUGGGGCGCUUUAUCGGGAAUAUUAUAGCGACAUAUAAAUAUUUCAGUGUUCAGCAAUAAAAAGAUUUUUACAAUAACUUUUUAUUGUGUAUCGACGAUAAAAAUUUUUCUAAAUAUUGAAAUUUGUUAAUUAAAAGAAAUAAGUCUAA
Molecule: messenger RNA, 3694 nt
Organism: Solenopsis invicta (red fire ant)
Lineage: Eukaryota; Metazoa; Arthropoda; Insecta; Hymenoptera; Formicidae
Exons: 4
Coding region: 2278-3573 (431 amino acids)
Biological process (GO): sensory perception of taste
Cellular component (GO): axon; neuronal cell body; dendrite
Source: RefSeq, a predicted model, not a curated record